Messenger RNA from Pogona vitticeps (central bearded dragon), 424 nucleotides. Lineage: Eukaryota; Metazoa; Chordata; Lepidosauria; Squamata; Agamidae. The record is from RefSeq and is a predicted model, not a curated record.
UCUUGAAACCAAAUGUAAAACAAAUGUGGGGAUGCUUGGAUGUGAAGGGGAGCUGGUGGGAUGCAGAAUAGAAACCAGCAGGGACUGUUCUCGUCCUCGCCUUGAGGAUUCGUCUCCGCGGAUAAUAGAGCACCCUUCUGACCUCAUCGUGUCCAAAGGCGAGCCAGCUACCUUGAACUGCAAAGCGGAAGGCCGUCCCACCCCCAUCAUCGAGUGGUACAAGGAUGGGGAGCGGGUGGAGACUGACAAAGAAGACCCUCGGUCUCAUCGGAUGUUGCUGCCUAGUGGGUCCCUUUUCUUUCUGCGCAUUGUGCAUGGACGGAGGAGCAAACCGGAUGAGGGGGUAUACGUCUGUGUCGCCAGGAACUACCUCGGUGAGGCAGUCAGCAGGAAUGCAUCUCUGGAGGUAGCCAGUAAGUAGAAU